AUGCUGGAGAUCGCGAAUACUAGGCACCUUCCACAAGAUCUCCCCGCUGCUCCGACCGAGUUGGGGAGACCAGGUCGAGUCGACACAAUUGAGCGUAAGGUUGGCCUCUCAGUUGUCUCUUGUCGUGCUGUAUUUCACGUCGGUAAUGGCCUUGGGUCUAACCGAAUGGCGGUGUGUGUGUGUGUGUGUGUGUGCGGUGCGUUUCAAGUGGCCACACGUUUCAGUCCAGCAUCACCGUUGACGGAGAUGUGUUCACUUUGUGUGUACUCUGUCGACGAUGUGGUUGGAGUGGACUUGGUCUCAUUCGGUUUCUGUGUUUGCCGCAGGCCUACACCUGCCGACACGACGAGGCGACUGUUGUUGGCGCGCGAUGUCUCCAUCCACUCGAAACCACUUCGGCUCAAUCCUCGUGUCUGGGUCUUCGUGAAGGGUACAGCAUCCAUGCCAGUUGGCUCGAGUCGAUGUAGUGCAUCUUUUCGUUGUGUACAACCCGUCACUGCGAGGGUGGAGGGCGGAAGGUCUUGGGCGACAGAAUACUCGCCGCCGGCCGCUUUAGCCGAUUCACGCGAUGCCGAGGUGUGUUCCUACACUUUCAUCAUGAGUCUAUUGGGUCGGUGUUCAGCUCAAGAGUCAAUCUUAAUUGGCAUAUUUACAGGCUUAGCGACGACUGAUGCACACCAUCCUUUCCUGCAUCCUGUGCCAAAGACUGCAUGUUCUGCCUCUGCCAAAGGGUUGACGGCUGAAAGGCGCAGGGAAGACGUUGUCUGGAGUGAAGCCCUCUUCUCAUUCUGCCUCAGAAAAGAAGACUACAAAAGGCUUGGCUCGCGUGUGGUCGCAGCGUCAAAUCGCUAUUUUGUCGAAAAGACGAAAUUCUCUUCUUCCCGCCUGCCUAUCUCUCUCUCCGCCCACUUGGUCGCCGAGGUUAAGGCAUUCUGUGAUCCCUUGAACUCAUUGUCUGCGUCAGGCUAUGCCACUUCACGGCUCGAGCCCAGACAUUGGUCUCCAGGGGUUUAUGAGAAUUGCGGAACCUAUAUUUACCGUUGGGAACUGGAAUAG
Protopolystoma xenopodis is the source of this 1056-nucleotide messenger RNA. The record is from the annotation of a GenBank genome assembly. NCBI's taxonomy places the organism in Eukaryota, Metazoa, Platyhelminthes, Monogenea, Polystomatidea, Polystomatidae.